Messenger RNA from Pleuronectes platessa (European plaice), 2728 nucleotides. RefSeq names its product adenylate kinase 4 (gene ak4). The record is from RefSeq and is a predicted model, not a curated record. The transcript is spliced from 5 exons. Gene Ontology annotation, biological process: nucleobase-containing compound metabolic process. The coding region runs from base 433 to 1113 and encodes 226 amino acids. Gene Ontology annotation, molecular function: ATP binding; AMP kinase activity; nucleoside diphosphate kinase activity. Gene Ontology annotation, cellular component: mitochondrion; cytoplasm. NCBI's taxonomy places the organism in Eukaryota, Metazoa, Chordata, Actinopteri, Pleuronectiformes, Pleuronectidae.
UCCGCAUAUUUUCUGGAUGACUGUGCGCAGAAAAAUAGGGCGUUGUGGAGACUCCCUCAUUCAUUUGCAGAGAAAAGUCUCCGCUCCCUAAAAACGUGGGCGGGCGUAAAGUGUCUACAGGAGGGCAGAGAGGAGAAGGAGAAAAGGAGAAGGGCGUUUUGACUUGAACCGUAUCUGGAGCACCGUAGCCCCCAAUGCGUGUGGAGAGGAGGCGCUGCGUGCGUAAAGACCCCACAGACGCCACAGAUAGGCUGGCAUUUUUUACUUUGGCGAGGCAAGUUUACGAGCCAUUCAAGUCUCUGGACCAGUUAAGCCGCUCACACCAGUGUAGUUUGAUUAGUGGGUGAUCUGCGUCGAGCUGCUGAUCACGAUCAGGAAAAAAGCGAACGUCUGUGCGUCCCGGAGCCUCUUGGCCGCUUUUGAGAAAAAGACAUGGCCAAAUUAUUCCGAGCUGCUAUCAUGGGUCCGCCGGGAUCAGGCAAAGGAACGAUAUCCAAGAGGAUUGCGCACAGCUUCGGCCUCCUCUAUCUGUCCAGUGGCCACUUUUUGCGAGAGAGUAUAACAGCAAAAACAGAGGCAGGUGUGCUGGUGAAGUCCUUUGUGGAAAGAAGCAUGUUGGUGCCUGACCAUGUGAUGACCAGACUGAUGCUGCCCAGACUGGAGGAGCUGAGCGGCAACAGCUGGUUACUGGACGGUUUCCCUCGGACGCUGUCGCAGGCCCGGGCCUUGAAUAACUUGUGCCAGUUGGACUUGGUCAUCAGCCUCAACAUACCCUACGAGACGCUGAGAGAGAGACUGAGCGACCGCUGGAUCCACCCAGGCAGCGGGAGAGUCUACAACAUGGGCUUCAACCCGCCACGAGUGCAGGGUAAGGACGACAUCACUGGGGAGCCGCUGAUUCAGCACGACGACGACAAACCAGACGCUCUGAUGUCCAGACUGAGACACUACAAAGAUGUAGCCAAGCCCGUCAUAGACUUAUACAAGUCCCAGGGAAUCCUGCACUCGUUUUCCGGCACAGAGACGGACCGGAUUUGGCCUUACAUCAACUCUCUCCUCAGCACCAAGAUGCACACGCAGCCACCAGACACCUGCCAGCCCCAGAUGCCCUGACGCUGCUCUGGAACAAAAGACCACAGGGGAACAUCAGGAGGCCAUUAGAGGAAGUGGGUGGAGGUUUGCACGCGCUGGCCUCGGUGUCAGGUUUUAACUCGUUAGGGGUUUAGAGAAAUAAAUUGACCGAGACACUGAUCAAAACUGUUGCCAGCCAACAUGCCUGAGACUUUCAAGUUUUUGAAUAAUGGUUCUACAUGCCAAUUAUCAGGAGCAGAAUAUUUCAAAUAUUAUUGUAGUGAAAUGUCAGAAUUCUUCAAGGAAAUAUCAGAACUAAUCCCUUAUUUAAAUUGAUUUGACUCAAACACUAAUCAAGCAGCAAUUCUUCACACUUUUAAUCUGUUAUUUUUAAUUGUGAAACACUGAAUAUAAAACUAAACCAAAGAAAGCCGAUGAUGAGGCUGAAUACAGACAAAAAAUAUCAUUUUGCAGUGAAACCCGUAAAUUACUUUCGCAAACUGAGGAGUUGUAGUUUUUUAUGCUUAACAUACCUAACAAGGCUCUUAUUAUAAAGUUCAAUUUAUACAUUGCUUUAGGUUACAGAUUCCUUGAGAGCAAUACUGACGCUACUUUGCUUUAAAUAUAACCAAAAUCGGACCCUUUGAGUCUGUGAGCUGUAUAUGACGCCUACACGUCAGCUGUUACAUAUGCAAAACAGUCCUGCAGAAGCAGUUUCUCCCUCCUUGGCUUUUUCGAGUUCACUGCUUCUAGAUGAGUCCAUCACUUAUGUAAACGAUGCACUGUGUAAACCGCUAUUCUUUGCUUGUUAUGCUGGGACGCCGCAGAGUCGGAUGCAGUCACGCUCAGGAUGCUGCUGGAACCUGGUGCGGCUGAGAUGAAGACCAAUGCUUGUAAUACAGAGGGUUUCAAUGUUGUUACCUUCCUUUAAAUAUACUAUACGGUUGCCUUGAGAGUUUGAAUGUAAAGUUUGUGCUGGAUUACUAAGAAAUGUGGGAUUUAUAUGAUUGUUAGAAGGUCAUGUAUGUAAAGAUGUUUUUUUUUCAGAUUAUUUAAAUACAUCAAUGAAUGUUGCAUUGGGAACAACUUGUAAAAUGACCAGCUUUUCCAGCUUAAUAUUUCCACUAUCAAUUGUUUCAGAAAUAAAUAACGAGCUCCAGAUCCAUUAUUUCAAAGUAAAAAAGAAUUGCGUUAGAGAAAAUACACUUAAAAAUUGCACUAAAUGCACUAGACACAAAACUGCACAUCAUGACCUAGAGAUUAUUAUAUAUUUUUUUAGUUCUACCUUUGUUGAUCCAGCAGUUUUGAAACUUUUAGUAAAUUUAUCACAUCAAAUCAUUUUGAAUCUUUUGAUAUUAUUUUCCUUAUGUGUGGUCCAAGGAUUGUGGGUCUUGUGUGUGUUACAGAUUGUAAAGGCAAGUUUUGUGUCUUGACCGAACAAAUUAUGCCUGUGCAUAAUAACUUGUCUUUCCUUGUCUUGGUGUCUUCAGCAGCAAAAGUCUGUAGAUAAUGAUUCGAUGAGUGUGUGUGAAGAGUGUGUCGAGUGCGUGACCACACUCCACAGUUGUUGUGUAACCCCUCUGUGGAUUUCUCCCUUUUUUCUAUCCUGCAGUCCUAACAUGUCACUGUCCAAGAACGAUUAAACUAUUUUCUCAUG